This is a messenger RNA of Desarmillaria tabescens, 1281 nucleotides long. RefSeq lists its product as uncharacterized. The record is from RefSeq and is a predicted model, not a curated record. The coding region runs from base 1 to 1281 and encodes 426 amino acids. NCBI's taxonomy places the organism in Eukaryota, Fungi, Basidiomycota, Agaricomycetes, Agaricales, Physalacriaceae. The transcript is spliced from 5 exons.
AUGCACAUGCUGAGACUGUGCCUAGGGAGGAAUAUCGAGAACCCAGGAACGCUCGGGUACAUUGUAAAACAACGGCCACGAUAUGGGUUUAGUCAGAAGAGCGACUUGGAGCGUCCUAUUCAAGAUGACUGUCGAGGAAUCCAUCGGAGAGGGGUGAUGCCUGAGCUGAGAUUGUGCCCAGGGGACGAUUUCUAUGCAGACGUCCCUGGACAAGCCGUACUAAGUAUAUCAGGGGUGGUCGAUAAGAUUGGGUUGUUGAAGAGAGACAGGCAGAUGUCGUGGCAGGCUGAUAGAGCGCAAGAGCUUCUUCUCCCAAUUGACCAGAUGGCGGACGAUACCCUGGAGGUGGUGGUGGUGUUACCGGCGCCAGGUCCCAAUAAGGAACGGCCGGGGAGGAAAGGCAACCACAGCAUCGACGACGAUCUCCCGCCCCCAACGCCGCCCAAAGAUAACUUGCUCGCACCACCCAACUACAGAUUCCAUCCCCCGCCGAUGCACAGCUACUCACUCGGCGUCGCCUCUCGCUCACGCAUGGACAUGCCCGAACGAUGGAGGAGCGUAUCCGAGUUUGCCAUCAUCUCGCACCACGACCACGACCAAUCCUGGCCUGAAUCCGACGAAUCGUCAGUCAUGGUCGAGUGUCCCCCGAGUCCCAUUGUUCCAGUACCGCUUGCAGGAAAGUGCAACCCUGCAGAGACGACGGUGAUUGCUGACCCUGCUGAGCGUGCGCCCAGGAGACUGGUGGCGCGGAGACAGCGGGAACUGGAGGAAGCAGAGGCUGCGCGGGAGGAGGAGGAGCGGCGGACGGGGAUACGUCGGGUGAAGGAGGAACAGAGGCGCGUGGAGGAGCAGGAGGAGAGAGACCGCCGUACGAGGAUUGAGCGGGAUAUGCGCAUGAGCACAGAAGCUAGGCGACGCAAGAAGGAAGCCGAGGAGAGAGCCGAGGAGGAGAAGAAGCGUGAGUUGGCGGUGAGGGGCGUGAGGGAGAGGGAGAAGCGUCUUGAAGAGCAUCGCCGGUUGGAGCAAUGGCGUGCGGAACAGGCGAGGAUCAAGGAAGAAGAACUCAGGAGAGAGGAGGCUGAGAGGGCGAAGGAGCAGGCCGAGCGCAACAAGAGGGUAGAGCAGAUGGCGGCCCGGGUCAAGCGGGAUAAAACAGGAAGCAUGCUCGCCGGCUGGGCUACCAUCCAGACCAUUAGCACGAGCAGCGACAAGGGCAGGGCAGUAGAGGGGAUGGCGUGCAGGGAGGCGGGAUGCGUUGACGUGGUGCGCGGUGUCGAGUGA